CUUAAACCUCAAAUGUGAUGCGAGGGGCAUUUGAAUGGCGACAUCACGGAACUCUCCUAACUCGGGCAUUUGAAGUCGUUCUCACCGUUUACUCCUUUACGUGACAACAGUAUCUUCACAUAACCAGCAUUUCACAGAUACGCGAACGCCCAACAUGACCAACUUCAAUAUCAAAAUCGUCUCGGACGCCAUCUGCCCCUGGUGUUACGUGGGGAAGAAGCGCUUGGAGCGCGCCAUCGAGAUGUACAAGAGGGACGUCCCCGGCGGCGCGAGCGACACCUUUACCAUCUCCUGGCACCCCUUCUAUCUCGACCCCACCCUGCCCAAAGUCGGCGUUGACCGGAACACUCACUUGGCCCGGAAGUUCGGUCCUGAGCGGGCGGCUCUGGCAACUGCCCACCUCAAGAGAUUGGGCGAGGCCGAGGGCAUCCGGUUCUCGUUUCAGGGCAAGGUCGGCAACACCCGCGACGCACACAGGCUCGUCCAGCUCGCCAAGACCAAAUCGGGCGAAACCGAGAACCGUCUCGUCUCGACCAUGUUCAAGAGCCACUUCGAGGAGGACGCCGAUAUCACGUCCCGAGACGCGCUAGUCGAAAUCGGUGAGAAGGCCGGCAUGGACAGGACCGAAGUGACGGAUUGGCUCGACCAGGGUAAGGGCGGGCAGGAGGUCGACCGCGAGGUCGAGGAGGCGUACCGGAGGGGCAUCCAUGGGGUGCCCAACUUCACCAUCAACGGCCAGUACGAGGUGUCAGGUGCGCAGGACCCUGAGGUAUUCCUGGAAGCGUUUGCUCGGGCGCGGAAGUCUUCGUCGGACGUCAGCACGCGUUCGAGUGAAGGAGUGAGCUGUUAGGCGCCGCAGUGGAUAGCACACACCUUAUUCAUGAUGUGUCAAUCUUUCACAAAAGACACUCGAAGCUUGCUUCACCCCCCGCGCAGGGUUGAUAGACACGACCGCCUAGAUGUUGAGUAAACCGCCCAGGUCGCUUUCAAGGGCCCGUAACCUGGCCUGCAAUUCCCGCUUCUUCUUGUCCAGUUCCCGGACCUCCUCCUCCUCCCUCCUCAGAUCCUCUUCCGUCAUGGCC
This is a messenger RNA of Thermothielavioides terrestris NRRL 8126, 1082 nucleotides long. RefSeq lists its product as uncharacterized. Gene Ontology annotation, molecular function: oxidoreductase activity. The coding region runs from base 155 to 850 and encodes 231 amino acids. The transcript is spliced from 2 exons. The record is from RefSeq and is a predicted model, not a curated record. Lineage: Eukaryota; Fungi; Ascomycota; Sordariomycetes; Sordariales; Chaetomiaceae.